Molecule: messenger RNA, 1602 nt
Organism: Mycosarcoma maydis (corn smut)
Lineage: Eukaryota; Fungi; Basidiomycota; Ustilaginomycetes; Ustilaginales
Exons: 2
Coding region: 1-1602 (533 amino acids)
Biological process (GO): COPI coating of Golgi vesicle
Molecular function (GO): GTPase activator activity
Source: RefSeq, a predicted model, not a curated record
AUGGCCGACGGACCUUCCAAGGAUGAGCUCGUCGAGAUCUUCAAGUCGCUCAAGACAACACAAAAGGGCAACAAGGUAUGCUUCGAUUGUGGAGCCAAGAACCCAACUUGGGCAUCAGCCACCUACGCCAUCUACAUUUGCCUCGACUGCUCCUCCGUUCACCGUAAUAUGGGCGUACACAUCACUUUUGUUCGUUCCACCAACCUUGACUCGUGGCACUGGUCUCAGCUGCGGCUGAUGAAGGUCGGAGGGAACGCUGCUGCUGCCGAGUUUUUCAACAAGAAAGGCGGCGCUCAUCUCCUCGCCCCUUCCACCGAGGGUAAAGUGAAAUACACCUCUUCCGUUGCUCAGGCAUACAAGGAUGAGCUCCAGAAGAGAGCGCUUCUGGAUGCUGCGGGUCAGAGUCUCAACAGCCCCGUCUACUUCCCGGGUCUUGCUGUUGCUUCCACCGAGACGGCGACGCCAUCAUCCAGCACAAAGGCAGGCGGUGACGACGACGACUUUUUCGACUCGUGGGAUAAGCCCGCAUCGGCCGCCAAGCCAGCCGCAUCAACAACAGCCAAACCAGCACCUGCACCCGUAUCGACUCGUGCACCUGCUGCUGCUGCUGCUGCACCCAAGACCGUCACAUCCGCCUCUCUGCGCGCCAGCAGUUCCGCCGCUCGAAAGACGCUUGGUGCUGUCAGCCGUACCUCUUCGGCCAGCUCAACGCCGGGCACUACUACACCCACGGGCACAGGUCCCACUACUACCGCCAGUGCUUUGGGCGCACCUUCCGCGCGACCUGCCCGAGCAGGAAAGCUCGGUCUGGGCGUGAAAAAGGCUGCAGCACCGAUCGACUUUGCUGCAGCCGAGAGGAAGGCUAAGGAAGAGGAGGCUGCACGUGCAGCAGAGGCUAAAGCGGAACAGAAGGCUGAAGAGACUGCACGCGAAGCGCAAAAAGCUAGCGCGGAACAGGCAGAAGCGGAACGCAUUGCGCGAGAGGCUGUCAAGGCAGCCGUGGGCAAGACUUCAGCAGCUACUCCUGCUUCUGCUUCAUCCAAUGCCAAUGUCAGAGGCGCUGCUGGCUCGGUUCCCGAUGCGUUCGCCGCUGCCAAGGCCAACGGAGACAUGGAUCGGCUCGGAAUGGGUUUCGGCCGUCUCGGUAUGAAAGCCAAUGCACACCAAGCCAAGCUCGCCGCGGAACGUGCUGCUGCCGCAGCCAACAACGCUGCAGCUGGAAGCGACUUGGAUGCAGGCGGUGAUGAACCCAGCUAUGCACGCAACCAGUUCUCAGGCCAGAAGAGCAUCUCGUCCGACCAAUACUUCCAACGCGGAUCGUACGAUCCACAAGCCACCUCGGAAGCUCAACAACGUCUGCAGUCGUUCCAAGGUCAAACCUCGAUCUCUUCUAAUCAGUACUUUGGUCGUGAUGAAGACGAAGAAGCUGAACAACAGGCAGUGCAGGGAAGCGGCGAUUUUGCCGACAUCGAAGCUACCGCAAGAGAGUACUAUCAGCGAUUCAUGGCUAACCCCGAUGUUCAGAGCAGUAUCGACAGUUUCCGUGCAGGUGCGCUCAAACUUUCGCAGUACCUCGAGGAUAUGAGCCGCAAUGGCGCUUGA